Molecule: messenger RNA, 946 nt
Organism: Epinephelus moara (kelp grouper)
Lineage: Eukaryota; Metazoa; Chordata; Actinopteri; Perciformes; Serranidae
Product: gastrula zinc finger protein XlCGF49.1-like
Exons: 2
Coding region: 84-917 (277 amino acids)
Source: RefSeq, a predicted model, not a curated record
CAUCCACUCCUGUCCCUGUGAAGAGUGAAGAUGAUGAAGAGAAACCUCAGUCCUCACAGCUUCAUCAAAGACACACUGAACAGAUGGAAACAGAAGCAGAGGGAGAGGACUGUGGAGGAGCAGAACCAGCCAGGAACUCAGAUCCAGAUACACAUUUACAACCUGAGACUGAUGACAAGACUGGAGCAUCUUCUGAACCAGAGACUGAUGACAGUGAUGACUGGGAGGAGACCAGAGAACCUCAGUCAGGUUUAAACUCUCUGAAAAAUGAUCAAGUCUCUGUCAAUGAUUUGAUUGUUGAUGACAAACGAUUUAACUGCUCUGAGUGUGGGGAAAGAUUUGGUCACAGAGGAGUUCUGAAGGAGCACAUGAGAGCUCAUACAGGAGAGAAACCAUUUAGUUGCUCUGAGUGUGGGAAAAGAUGUAGUCAGAGGGGACAUCUGAAGAUUCACAUGAGAUCUCAUACAGGAGAGAAACCAUUUAGCUGCUCUGAGUGUGGCAAAACCUUUGGUCAAAGUGGAGCUCUGAAGAAUCACAUGAGAUCUCAUACAGGAGAGAAACCAUUUAGCUGCUCUGAAUGUGGAAAAAGAUUUGGUCAGAAGUUAUAUCUGUAUAAACACAUGAGAUGUCAUACAGGAGAGAAACCACAUGGCUGUUCUGAGUGUGGCAAAAGCUUUGGUCAAAGUGCAACUCUGAAGAGACACAUGAGGUCUCAUACAGGAGAAAAACCAUUGAGCUGCUCUGACUGUGGCAAAAGAUUUGGUCACAGUGGAGAUUUGAAGAGACACAUGAGAUGUCAUACAGGAGAAAAACCUUUUAGCUGCUCAAUUUGUGGGAAAUCAUUUACACAAAAUGGAAAUUUACAUAUACACAUGAAAAUUCAUGAAGGAGAAAAAGGAUUCAGCAGUUCAGUCUGAAAAAAAAAAAAAACUGACAAGCGUGUUAC